UUUGACAACCUUGAAAAACACACCCAGUGGGGAAUUGAUAUUCUUGAGAAAUACAUUAAAUUUGUAAAGGAAAGGACAGAGAUUGAACUCAGCUAUGCAAAGCAACUCAGGAAUCUCUCCAAGAAGUACCAACCGAAGAAGAACUCGAAGGAGGAGGAGGAAUACAAGUAUUAUACGUCAUGUAAAGCGUUCUUUUCCACCCUGAAUGAGAUGAAUGACUACGCAGGGCAGCAUGAACUAAUCUCCGAGAACAUGACCUCCCAGAUCACUGUGGAGUUGGCACACUACGUCCAGGAACUGAAGCAAGAGAGGAAAUCGCAUUUCCGUGAUGGACGCAAGGCACAGCAGCACAUAGAAACUUGCUGGAAGCAACUUGAAUCAAGUAAAAGGCGAUUUGAGCGAGAUUGCAAAGAGGCUGACCGAGCACAACAGUCUUUUGAGAAAAUGGAUGCUGACAUAAACGUGACAAAAGCUGAUGUGGAAAAGGCACGACAGCAAGCUCAAAUACGUCACCAAAUGGCAGAAGACAGCAAAGCGGAUUACUCUGCAGUCCUCCAGAGGUUCAACCAUGAGCAACAUGAAUAUUACCAUACACACAUACCCAUCAUCUUUCAGAAGAUACAAGAGAUGGAGGAAAGGAGGACAGUGAGAAUUGGAGAAUUCAUGAAGACAUAUGCAGAAGUUGAUCGGCAGGUGAUACCAAUUAUAGGCAAAUGCUUGGAUGAAAUAGUCAAGGCAGCGGAAUCAAUUGAUCAGAAAAAUGAUUCACAGCUGGUGAUCGAAGCUUAUAAGUCAGGGUUUGAGCCUCCUGGAGACAUCGAAUUUGAGGAUUACACUCAGCCAAUGAAGUGCACCGUGUCGGGUAACAGCCUGUCCAAUUCCAGAGGAGAAGGCAAAUCGGAGCUCAAAUCUGGUGGAAAAUCUAAAGGAAAGUUAUGGCCAUUCAUCAAAAAAAAUAAGCUUAUGUCCCUUUUAACAUCCCCACAUCAACCUCCCCCUCCUCCCCCUGCCUUUGCCUCACCCCCUGCUGUUCCCAACGGCCCCCAGUCUCCCAAGCAGCAAAAGGAAACCCUCUCCCAUCGCUUCAACGAGUUCAUGACCUCCAAACCCAAAAUCCACUGCUUCAGAAGCCUAAAGCGUGGGGGUGCAACACCAGAGGAUUUCAGCAACCUGCCACCUGAACAGAGGAGGGAAAAGCUGCAACAGAAGGUCGAUGAAUUAAAUAAAGAAAUACAAAAGGAGAUGGAUCAAAGAGAUGCCAUAACAAAAAUGAAAGAUGUCUACCUGAAGAAUCCUCAAAUGGGAGACCCAGCCAGUUUAGAUCACAAAUUGACAGAAGUUGGCCAAAAUAUAGAAAAAUUACGACUUGAGGUCCAGAAGUUUGAGGCCUGGUUGGCUGAGGUGGAAGGCAGGCUCACAGCACGAGGGGACCAGGCCCGCCGACAGAGUGGAAUGUACGAUGCCCAGAACCCCCCGUCAGUUAACAGCUGUCCCCAGGACCGGGAGAGCCCAGAUGGCAGUUACACAGAGGAACAGAGUCAGGAGAGUGAGAUGAAGGUACUGGCCACUGAUUUCGACGACGAAUUUGACGACGAGGAGCCGCUUCCCGCCAUCGGGACUUGUAAAGUUCUCUACACAUUUGAAGGUCAGAAUGAAGGAACCAUUUCGGUAGCUGAAGGCGAAACACUGUUUGUCAUAGAGGAAGACAAAGGCGACGGGUGGACCCGCAUCCGGAGGAACGAAGAUGAAGAGGGUUACGUUCCCACUUCAUACGUCGAAGUCUAUUUGGACAAAAAUGCCAAAGGUGCUAAGACUUAUAUUUAA
This is a messenger RNA of Elephantulus edwardii (Cape elephant shrew), 1824 nucleotides long. It is a transcript of the gene FNBP1, whose product is annotated as formin binding protein 1. Gene Ontology annotation, molecular function: protein binding. Bases 211 to 1824 code for a protein of 537 amino acids. NCBI's taxonomy places the organism in Eukaryota, Metazoa, Chordata, Mammalia, Macroscelidea, Macroscelididae. The record is from RefSeq and is a predicted model, not a curated record. The transcript has 14 exons. Gene Ontology annotation, biological process: signal transduction.